AUGGACCACCAGCAGAAUCCACCGCCGCAAGGCGGCGUUCCAGGCCCAACUGGCAGAAGACUGCACAUUGCCCAUCGUAGGAGUCCAUCCGAGCUGACGCCGCUCAUGAGCAUGUUCUCGUCACCUGGAAUGGAACAACUUGCGAUUCAGCAACAAAUCGAACUACUCCAGCAACAGCAGCAGCAGAUUCAAGCUACACAUCAGCAGUAUGUCAACAUGGGCAUGAUCCCUCCGACCCAACACCUCGCACCUGGUGGCGGCUACCCCAUACAGCCACAGAUGCAACAAAACACCUUUCAGUUCCCCAAUCAGAUGCAACAACAACAGCAGCAGCAGCAACAGAUGAAUGCCCCGAUGGGUGCUCCUACACAACCGUUAUCACAUCGCCGUAAUCAAUCGGCACUUCCCAACAUGGGCAUGGGUCCACCACCAGCUCCAUCUUCUGGAGCUUCUGGCUCCAACUUCGGCGAAUUUGGAGGACACAAUCGAGAGAACAUUUCUGGGCGAGGUGGUCGUGGAGGCGGACCUCCCGGCGGUGGACAUCAACGUCGUCACUCUCUUGCCUUGCCCGAGGCCAAAAAGGCUGCAGAAAUCGCUCAGCAGAAACGCACAACCUCUGGAUUCCAAUUCCCAAUCCCCGGAGCUGCUGGAGCCACGCCUGCAGAAAAUACCGAUAGUCCAACUGCGGAAGACAAGAAUGGACAAGGCCAAGCUCAAGGCACUGGAAAUCAUAUCUCAACGGGCUCUAGCCUACGUGGCAGAGGCAGCGGACAUGGUCGGAGUCAAAGCUUGGCUGUCGGCGCCAAUGGAAGAGGUGGCUCGGCUAUGCGUGGUGGUGGCUCCUUCCAAUUUCCUAUGCAAGCUGGCCCAGAAGCUGCAACCGGUGGACAGGGCAAUGAUUUGUCGAGACGAGGUGGCUCUACUGGACACAACAGAAACUCUUCCCGCAACUUUGAAGGCAAUUGGAGAAACCAACCUGCCCAAGGCCAGCCCCAACAAGAUCAACAGGGCACAAUGGGUAACUUUCAGAGCCAGCAAAGUGGAUUCCAACCUGGACAUCGCAAUCGCGGUUCAAUGAACCAGUCCAUCAAUAAUAUUGGAAACUUCCAAUACGGAGGCCAACCUCAACUUGUCCAAUUGCCCCAGGGACAGAUGGCACUCGUCCAAAAUCCCAUGUAUCCUGGUCAGCAAUUGAAUCCUCUGCAGAUGAAUCAGCUCCAGGCUCUGCAAGCUGCUCAGAUGAAUGGACAUGUUGGUCUUCAAGGAAGCCAGCAUGCUCCACAACUUUCCGCUCAACAACAGCAGCAGCAGCGCAAGACACUCUUUACCCCCUACCUUCCUCAAGCCACUUUGCCCGCUCUCCUUGGUGACGGUCAGCUCGUCUCCGGUAUUCUUCGAGUCAACAAGAAGAACCGAAGUGAUGCUUAUGUUUCAACUCAAGAUGGCCUUCUCGAUGCCGAUAUCUUCAUCUGCGGAAGCAAGGACCGCAACCGAGCUCUGGAAGGAGAUCUCGUUGCCGUAGAAUUGCUCGAUGUGGAUGAAGUCUGGGGCCAGAAGCGCGAGAAGGAGGAGAAAAAGAAACGAAAAGACAUCACGGACACUCGAACUGGCGGAUCAAACGCUGGAAACGCAGACAGAGCUCACCGUGAUAACUCUACCAACGGCGAUGACCAACCCGGAACUGGUGAGGGCGGCAUUCGAAGACGUGGAAGCUUGAGACAGCGCCCCACCCAAAAGAAGAACGACGAUGUUGAAGUCGAAGGACAGAGUCUUCUUCUUGUCGAGGAAGAGGAGGUCAACGACGAACAGAAGCCCCUCUAUGCCGGUCACAUUGUCGCCGUCAUUGAACGUGUCGCCGGCCAGAUGUUCUCUGGUACACUUGGCCUGCUGCGACCAAGCAGCCAGGCCACCAAGGAGAAGCAAGAAGCCGAGCGUGCUGCCAGAGAUGGAAACUCCGGACGCCACCAAGAGCAACGACAGCAAGACAAGCCGAAGAUCGUUUGGUUCAAGCCGACCGACAAAAGAGUGCCACUGAUCGCCAUCCCCACGGAGCAAGCUCCACGUGACUUUGUUGAGAAGCAUCAAGAGUACGCUGACCGAAUCUUCGUUGCAUGCAUCAAGAGAUGGCCAAUCACUUCUCUCCACCCCUUCGGCACCCUCGUCGAGCAACUUGGCAAGAUGGGCGAGCUCAAGGUUGAGACUGAUGCUCUCCUCCGAGAUAACAACUUUGCUUCCGAUGACUUCUCAGAUGCUGUUACUCGGAGCGUUGGCCUCGACGAGUGGUCUCUGGAAAAGGAAGACGAGACUGCCAUCGCCGCGAGACGAGACUUCCGUGAUGAAAAGACCUUCACGAUCGAUCCGAAUGGCGCCAACGAGCUGGAUGACGCCAUCCAUGUCAAGACUGAGGUUGAUGGAAAGAUCGAGAUCGGCAUUCACAUUGCAGAUGUGGCCCACUUCAUCAAAGCAAACUCUCUUGUGGACCGCGAAGCUCGUAAGAGAGGCGCAGCAGUCUAUUUGAUGAACCCUCUCACACCUCUUUCCAAUCCUUCCAGCUUGCAGCAGCCCUUCGAGAAAGCUAUACUACCAGGCACAAAGGCUCUAUUUGGUCUCCUUAAAGCUGCACUGGGUUUUGAUUUCUGGGUUGUGAUGGGAAAGAAUGGUGGUGGCUCCUCUCCCUUUGGGACUGAUCAAUUAUGUGCAUGGGAUGUCAACGAUCUUCAAUACACCGGACCCUGCACUCGCAACCUGGUGUCGAUUUCUCUCUAUCUCCAAGGCCUCGAGGACUUGAGGGAAUCGAGAAGCCUCUGGAACCACAAAAACUCCUCCACGAAGAUAUCGGCGCGCCUACUUGCGCAGGCCACCAACAUCUCGCAGAAGAGAUAUUGCCGUACUGUUUGCGACUAUGCUGCUGGAACACCGCAAUUACUCAAUAAUCAUCUCGACACGAAGCUCCAUCACGAGAGGGAGCUCCUAGGCACUUCAGACCGGGGGGAGAGGGGGUCCUUUUUUUCUUUCUUAUUUUUCUUUCUUGGACUCAUCACUAACCCUUUUGGCCUCAUUGCUAAUCAUUCCCAUCAUUUAGGAUCUUGCGCGAUGCUCCCGCCAAAGAUCGCGUCCGAGGUCUGCUCAUUGCUUCCUGGCAAAGAUCGACUCACAGUCAGUGUUAUCUUCAAAGUCCAUGCGCACACUGGCGCAGUCUCGGAUGAAGAGACAUGGAUUGGGAAGAGUAUCGUCAAGAGUUCUGGCAAAUUGACCUACAAGGAGGUUGAUGCCGUACUUUCUGGCAGCCUUGAUACCAAGCUUGAUGGAGCCGAUUUCAAGCAAAUACAAAUUCUCCAUGCCGUAGCACAAAAAUGGCGCGAGCAGCGUCUCGGCACCGACGGAGAGACAAUCGCCCCAUUGAGGCUCAUCUACCAGCUCGAUGACGAGAAUGUCCCGGUAGAACAAAACAUUUUCGAUUCAACUCCAUCGCACGAAUUGAUCGAAGAGUUAAUGCACAAGGCAAACGCAUAUGUCGCACAGAAGAUCGCUAAGGGUCUGCCGGAGAAGGCGCUCCUGCGUCGACAGGGGCCGCCCAACCCCCGCCGGCUCCAGACUUUUGCCGAUCGCAUGAACAAGAUUGGCUACGAGAUCGAUACAACCACUAGCGGAACUCUCCAGAACAGCUUGUUCAAGGUGGAUGACACCAAUAUUCGAAAGGGUAUGGAGACUCUCCUUGUCAAAGCUAUGCACCGUGCCAAAUACUUCAUUGCCGGAAAGACACCUCAGCAUCUGUCCCCCCACUACGCUUUAAACCUUCCCCUCUACACGCAUUUCACCAACCCUUCUCGCCGUUAUGCCGACUUGGUUGUUCACCGGCAACUUGAGGUCGUACUCUCCGACGGAAAGAUCGAGUACACGGAGGACAUCGAGACAUUGGUCAAGACCACCGAAUCGUGCAAUACAAAGAAAGAUUCUGCACAGAAUGCCCAAGAACAGAGUGUCCACAUUGAAUCAUGCAGAAUCAUGGACAAGAAGCGCGAAGAAGUUGGGGGUGAGCUCAUCAGCGAGGGGAUUGUUCUCUGCGUCUACGACUCUGCAUUCGACGUUCUCAUUCCAGAAUAUGGAUUUGAGAAGCGAGUCCACUGUGACCAAUUGCCCCUGAAGAAGGCCGAGUUCCGAAAGAAUGAGCGCGUUCUGGAGCUGUACUGGGAGAAAGGUGUCCCCUCGUCCGCAUACGUUCCGGAGGACGAACGCCCCAAAGCCGGCGCAUCUCAACGCACCACCAAUGCCGCCGCCGCCGCGAAACAGGCUGCUGUCGCAGAGAGAGCCAAGAAAGAACACGAGGAAGCUCAACGCAAGCACAUGGAGACUGGAACAAUGUCAACUGACGAUGUUGAUGCAUUAUUCGACGAUGAAGAUGAUAUUUCUGAUGUCGCCGACAGCCUUGCUGGCGUUUCACUCGCUGAACGCCCAACUCAGAGUGUCCCACCCUCGCCAACGAAGAACUCGCUCACUGCCUCUGGCAAUCUUCAUCGAACCCGCUCCGACUCCAAGGUUCCCACAGGGGAGCUGGUCGAAGCCAAGCUCAGCGCCAAGGAGAAGUACUUGAAGUUUUUCGCUCUUCGCGAGGAGAACGGCGAGUAUAUUCAAGACGUCAAGGAAAUGACCAGAGUUCCCGUCAUACUGAAGACGGACCUCACCAAGAGUCCUCCUUGCCUCACCAUCCGCUCGCUCAACCCAUAUGCUCUUGGAUUUUGGACGGUGAUGUGGUGUUGA
Molecule: messenger RNA, 4758 nt
Organism: Hyaloscypha bicolor E
Lineage: Eukaryota; Fungi; Ascomycota; Leotiomycetes; Helotiales; Hyaloscyphaceae
Product: RNB-domain-containing protein
Exons: 9
Coding region: 1-4758 (1585 amino acids)
Biological process (GO): mRNA catabolic process
Cellular component (GO): P-body; exosome (RNase complex)
Molecular function (GO): 3'-5'-RNA exonuclease activity; RNA binding
Source: RefSeq, a predicted model, not a curated record